AUGCUCAAAAUAUUCCAUCUUGUGUUAUUAUUUUCGUUCGCCUUGGCAAAGGAGGAAAAAUUCGGCCCGAAUGCCUUUCUUUCUGUGAAAAUAUCGAAGGAUGCGGUUGGUUUUUCUCAAAUUGAUCCCGUAGUAUGAUAUUUCUUGCAGAUACUACAACAAGUUCAACAAAUACAAGCCGAUUUGAAUUUCGACGGACCCGAAAUUCGUCAAGUAUUUUCAUCCGUUGACACAACUUCACGUGAAGCUGAAUCAUCUACACAUUAAUGAUACAAAUAAACAGAGGUUUUUCCAUAUUCGAAAAAAAUAUAUCUAUUUAGAUUAAAAAUAAUUUUUUUAAAAAUAAAAAAACCAGGGGAGGCCGCACCCCGGGAUGAGAUCCAGCCAACGUAUGAGUGAACCUCUUUUUUUAAACUAGCGAGGACUUGAAAGAGCGUGCUCAAGCUCUACCCCCUAAUGUCGCGAUAAACCAUUCAGAGAGCGAGAGCGUUUUCGGAUAACGUCAUUUUACUUGAAAUUAAAAAUCUGAACAGACUAUAACGAAAACUAAAACUUUAUGCCGUGUUCAAAGUGAUUCCGCGAAAUUCAAAAUAGCCGUCAGAGAAAGAGAAAGAUAACUAAAUUUUGGAGGGUCAGAGACAAUUUCGCAUUUCGCGGAAAUUACUUUGAACACGGCAUUAAUGGCGUGUUCAUCGGAAAAAAAAAAUGAAAAAAAAAGAUCCAUAAAAAAUUCACGCGCACUGUGCGAUGGAGCGUAUAUAAUAAUUAGCAGGAAAAAUUAAAAGGAAAAGUCAAUAUUUACUUUUCGCGAAAAUUGCAAUAAAAUUAUUAUCAAAACAGCGCGUUCAAAAAAGGUUCAAAAACAAGCCUGAAGUUUAGUUUAAAAAUGUUCGUUGAAUUGUUUUACUUCAGGACCUUCGACGCCUUGUCGGAACUCCCGAAGCAGCUCUGUAACGUUUCUCACUCGAUUCCGAUCCUUUUCAUGGGUUUUUGUCGAUUUCAACGAACCAAAUUACCGAAUUCUGCUCAGGAACAGCAACCCGUGCCAAUACGACUCUGUACGGUCGCCUCAACGCCAUGUCGGCGUCAGUUGUAUCCAGCAUUCAUCGUGAUUUUUGCUAUAAUUCUUUUUUCACGGUUCAAAACUCAUCGUCUUGCAACCCUAUUUCAAAAUUCGACUGCUUUUUUUCAACAAUGACAUACUAUUCUCAUUUUUCAAGAUUUAUUAGUCCGAAGUUUUUGGAAAAGAAGAAGAAUAGAAAACUAUAAAGGGACUUUGAUUGGACGAAUUAGUGUUUCAACACGAAAAAUCUGCUUGUCUUUUUUGAUAUAACUCAUUUCAAUUAAAUUUCGUAAAAAAAUUUCAGUUCUUAUUUUUUUAAAAAAAAUGACAAGCUAUAAAAAUAACAGUAGAAGAUUGAGUUCUAAAUUCAAUUACUUGAGGCUUUUCCUAAAUUUUAGAGAAAAACCUUCAGAUGCAAUCAACGAAACCUUUUCGAAGUACGGCGUUGACACGAUUUUACCGUUUCGCAUUUUCGAGCCCCACAUGUCGAUUGUUCAUCUUCGACACGGCGAGAAUGAGCUCUACGACGUGAUGUCCAACAAGACGUUCAGACUCAGCACCGGAGAGUUUGUGGGAGGUGAGGAAAAUGAACGCAAACUGAACUCUUGAGGGUCCUUAAUUUUUGCGCGGCGUAUUCGCAAUACUUGCCAAACUACCCGCCUCUCCUUUUUUAAAGAAUUAAAAAUCGGGAGAGAUAAAGUACAAAACUUGAUGGACUGACUAGUGAGUCGUAAUUUUUAGAUUUUGUUUCAUCUGGAAUAUUUUUGAAAAGAAACUCAUUUUAGGUUGUUUUUUAGGGAAAGCUUUUGAAGGAAGGCGACGCCAGGUGAGCUUUUCAAACUCCAAUAAUUGAGUGAGAGAAAAAAAAAAUGAAUACGUACCUUUGUAGUGGCUCUGACGUCUUUAAAAGAGACUCAAGAUAAAAUCCUCUAUAGUGACUACUAGAAGAAGGUUUGGUUACGUAAUUUUCUGUUUUACAUUUCUGGACCUUCGAAAUGAUGACUCUUUUCAGAAAUCCUCCUCUGCCGCGACUCGGCGCCUAAAAAUGGUUCGUUUUACGAGAUUCUGGGCAGGGCGACACUGGCUCCUUGCUCGAACUUCACCCUGAACAAAAGUCAUCUUGAAACUAACCGAGUUCCUCAUUCUCUCCUUCGAAGAAGCCCCUAA
Caenorhabditis auriculariae is the source of this 2230-nucleotide messenger RNA. Lineage: Eukaryota; Metazoa; Nematoda; Chromadorea; Rhabditida; Rhabditidae. The record is from the annotation of a GenBank genome assembly.